CCGCGACGACGUGGGAAGCCCGGGCCGCCUCCGCCGCAUUGUCCCGGGCUGCGAGUCCAGGCCCUGAGCUGCCGCAGCGCCCGCCCACCGCCACCCGCGGGGCCAUGCGGAGAGCGGCGGGGAUGGAGGACUACUCCGCAGAGGAGGAGGAGUCCUGGUACGAUCAUCAGGACCUGGAGCAGGACUUGCACCUGGCGGCGGAGCUCGGGAAGACUCUGCUGGAGAGGAACAAGGAGCUGGAAGAGUCUCUGCAGCAGAUGUACUCCACCAAUGAGGAGCAGGUGCAGGAGAUCGAGUACCUGACCAAGCAACUGGACACGCUGAGGCUCGUGAAUGAGCAGCAUGCCAAAGUGUACGAGCAGCUGGACCUGACGGCCAGAGACCUGGAGCUGACCAACCAGAGGCUGGUGCUGGAGAGUAAGGCUGCCCAGCAGAAGAUCCACGGGCUGACGGAGACCAUUGAGCGCCUGCAGUCCCAGGUCGAGGAGCUGCAGGCCCAGGUGGAGCAACUCAGAGGCCUGGAGCAGCUUCGGGUCCGCCGGGAAAAGCGGGAGCGCAGGAGAACCAUCCAUACCUUCCCCUGCCUGAAGGAGCUGUGCACAAGCCCCCGGUGUGAAGAUGCCUUCCGCCUGCACAGUUCCUCCAUGGAGCUGGGCCCUCGGCCCCUGGAGCAGGAGAAUGAACGAUUGCAGACCUUGGUGGGGGUGCUGCGUUCCCAGGUGAGCCAGGAACGGCAGCGCAAGGAGCGGGCGGAGCGCGAGUACACCGUGGUGCUCCAGGAGUACACGGAGCUGGAGCGGCAGCUGUGUGAGAUGGAGAGCUGCCGUCUGCGCGUGCAGGAGCUGGAGGCCGAGCUGCUGGAGCUGCAGCAGAUGAAGCAGGCCAAGACCUACCUGCUGGCCCGGGAUGAGCACCUGGCUGAGGCUUUACUGGCGCCCCUCACUCAGGCCCCUGAGGCUGAUGACCCCCAGCCAGGCAGUGGGGAUGACUCCAAUGUCCAGGAUGGUGUCUCCUCGCCCGCAGCCUCCCCCAGCCAUGCAGUGCGCAAAAGCUGCAGUGACACAGCACUCAAUGCCAUUGUGGCCAAAGACCCAGCCAGCCGUCAUGCGGGCAACCUCACGCUGCAUGCCAACAGUGUGCGCAGGCGUGGUAUGUCUAUCCUGAGGGAGGUGGAUGAGCAGUACCACGCGCUGCUGGAGAAAUACGAGGAGCUGCUGAGCAAAUGCCGGCAGCAUGGUGCCGGGGUGCGGCACGCGGGCGUGCAGACCUCACGGCCCAUCUCCAGGGACAGCUCAUGGAGGGACCUACUGGGGGGCGAGGAGGGCCAGGGAGAGGGCAAGGCAGGUGAGAAGAGCCUAAGCCAGCACGUAGAGGCUGUAGAUAAGCGGCUGGAGCAGAGCCAGCCCGAGUACAAGGCACUCUUCAAAGAGAUCUUUGCCAGGAUACAGAAGACCAAGGCAGACAUCAACGCCACCAAAGUCAAGACGCACAGCAGCAAGUGACCCCUUUCUAGGCCUGCAGCCUCCCCCUGCCUCCCUGCCAAGGGAGUCCCUCAUACCUGGAUGGCAGCCUCUUAGCAAGUAAGAGAGCCCUUAACGCAGCAAUACAUCCUAGCAGGUGGCUGAAGCAUGAGCAGAGAGGCCUCUGAUCUGGGGACACAGCGUUUUUCCUAUUGGUGGCUUGGUUUACCUGUCCUGCCUCCCUUGACCACUUUGCUUCAGCUUGAAGGCACAGCUCAGUUUAAAGGCCAAACACCCUCCCCUACUGUCCCUGGGGGCUCCUCAGCCCUCAACUUCUGGACCCCCGGCCUCACUCUCUGAUUGUGGCCAGUCUUCUGCAAGCCUUUCUUGCUUAGCUGACUUUUUCUCCCCUCCAAAGUUGUUUUUCUGAGAGAUUUGCAAUGCAAGGUCUCCUUGAGCCUUGCCACAACUGGAAACACUUGAAAGGGACCCUCAGAGCCAGCUCGCUGGCUCCUGGGGUCUCCUCGACCACUCACUGCUUUUGCCAACCACGACUGUCUUUCCCAUAGUUGUACCACUCCCAGAGUUCUGAGCAGGGCACAGAUGGCUCCCGCUUUGCAGAGCAGGACCCCUCCAACCCUGGCAAAGACCUUCAGCUCACCACAGAUCUGUAGCCCAUCUGACCACAGGAAGAGGGAGGCCCUCAACAGCCAUACAUGGGUAGCGCCCCUUUCCUCUCAGAGCCAGCCUCCUCAAGUUCCAUCCCUGGAAGUAUUUUCUGGGCAUGAAGCCCUCCAGGGGCCAGGAUGGCGGGGAGUUCCACCAUCUCUGCUUCACUUCCCUUCUCUGUACCUGCCCCCAUCUCAGGGACCAUGAUGUCUCAUCCACUCCUCACCUCCUCAGGCCAGCCCUGGUACAGUUCACAUCUGCAGCCUCCAAGAAUGUCCUGUGUGAGUGUCACCAAUCCAGACCCCAGUGUCCAUCUGUGUCCUUCACCGGGGACUGGAAGAUCUUUACUCCAUGUUACGUAUUCUUAGGUUGAAGAAGACAUUUCUCCUUUCCCACUUUCCUACAGAAUGCCUGCUCUUUACCUCCCACCUUUAUGGAGACUUUUGAGGCCCGACCUAGGUCAGGGGUUCAGUAUUUUAAUCCAACACCUCAGACAGUCCAGCUUCAUCUAAGAGAUGCCCAGGUCCCCAGCUUGCCCUCGGCAGCCCUUCGGGGCUUCUGGUUCCUUUCUGCCAUCCUCCCAAGACCCUAGAAAUCAAAGGAGCCAUACAAUCCAGUAGGAGGCAGUGACUGGCCUCUGUCACUGGAGCCCAGUGGGAACCGCCAUGCCUUACCUCUUUCUUUGGGUAAAGGGGCUUUCUUAUCAAGCAUGUCUGACAUCCCUGGGGUAGCUACCUUGCUCCAGGUGGCACUGUAAUGCCAGCUGGCAUCCUUCUGUUCAUGCAACUUGGAACCUUUUGUCCUCUGGGGCUGGGUACCUCCGGGCCCUCUGUGUGUCUGUCAUCUAGGGUAGAGGAGGAGUUCAGGCCUGUUUCACUUCCCCAGUUCUGUAGCAGCUGACCGGCGUCACCUUUGAAGUAUACAUGAGAGAAAUAUAUUUACAAAUGCUUUAUUCUCUUCUUUAAUAAAAAAUGCACCAGUAUUCUGAAACA
Messenger RNA from Peromyscus eremicus (cactus mouse), 3121 nucleotides. RefSeq names its product cerebellar degeneration related protein 2 like (gene Cdr2l). The record is from RefSeq and is a predicted model, not a curated record. The transcript is spliced from 5 exons. NCBI's taxonomy places the organism in Eukaryota, Metazoa, Chordata, Mammalia, Rodentia, Cricetidae. Bases 105 to 1502 code for a protein of 465 amino acids.